AUGCGGCAACAGGGCGGCUGUCUUCCCAUUCGCAUCGACCCGAGCACUGGCAAGUUACGCGUGCUGCUGAUUCAGUCCCUGUCGCACCCGCGCGAGUGGAUUGUGCCCAAGGGUCAGAUUGACUUUGGCGAGACGAGCGCACAGGCCGCACAGCGCGAGACGCACGAGGAGAGCGGCUGGCGAGGCGAGCUCGGUCCCUGUCUGGGCAACUUCUACGACGCCAAGAAGCAGGCAAGCAUCGAUCUGUUUGUCCUGUUCGUCCGCGGCGACCAAGACGCCGUGUUUGAGGAGCGAGACGAGCGUGACCAGCGCUGGGUUUCCCUAAAGAAGGCCAUUGGCAAGGACCCCGCCAAGACCAAGACCAAGACCGAGUCCAAGACAGAGUCCAAGACAGAGUCUCAAUCAUCCGAGUCUCCGGACGAAGCAGACACGUCCGCGGAGAACAACAAGAAGGACAAGAAGAAGAAGAAACAGAAGGAACCGCUCGUCCAGCGACCGUUCGUGACUGCAGGCCUGAAAGCACUCCGCGCACUCGUCAACGAAGACGCAUUGAUCUGGCCAUCCUGGUCUGCUACACCUGCUGCUGCUGCUGCUGCUACCAACAAAAACAAGACGAAGGCGACUGCAUCUUUGUCUAAGGAUCCUGUUGCCUCAACUUCCUCCUCCUCCAACUGA
Capsaspora owczarzaki ATCC 30864 is the source of this 675-nucleotide messenger RNA. RefSeq lists its product as hypothetical. NCBI's taxonomy places the organism in Eukaryota, Filasterea, Ministeriida, Capsasporidae. The transcript has a single exon. Gene Ontology annotation, molecular function: hydrolase activity. The record is from RefSeq and is a predicted model, not a curated record. Bases 1 to 675 code for a protein of 224 amino acids. Gene Ontology annotation, cellular component: nucleus; cytoplasm.